AUGUCUGCCGGCGAGGUGCUUCCAGAUCAAAUCAAGUUGGGCGAGGGUCAUACCAUGACUUUCCUUCGUAACGAGCCAUUCCUCACGCGCAUACAUGUAGCUGCUGAUGCAGAGGCCUUUGCUGCGCCUCCCCACUGGCACGACACACACGCCGAGAUCUUCAGAGUCAUCAAAGGCCAGGUCGAGUACACUAUAGGCGGCGUCACCAAAGUCUACACCCCAAGUGACGGCGAAAUCCUCGUCCCCAGGAAGACAACGCACACGUUCACGACGUUUAAAGGCGUCGAAACUAUCUUUGAGGAGCGCACGACGCCAAAGGACGAUGACAAGGAGCUCUUCUUCCGAAACGCAUUCGCUGAUGGUUUCCCUAAGAAUCCCUUCAAGAUGUUUCCUGCGUUCUACCGCGGAGACGCCUUCUUGGCACUGCCAGGUGAUUUCAGGUGGCUCGAGAAGUUUCUUCUGUUCAUACUGGGAGGUAUUAUUGCUCCUUUGUUGGGCUAUCGCACGAAGUACGAUUCUCUGAAAAAGGUGUAA
This is a messenger RNA of Serpula lacrymans var. lacrymans S7.9, 534 nucleotides long. RefSeq lists its product as uncharacterized. Bases 1 to 534 code for a protein of 177 amino acids. NCBI's taxonomy places the organism in Eukaryota, Fungi, Basidiomycota, Agaricomycetes, Boletales, Serpulaceae. The transcript has 5 exons. The record is from RefSeq and is a predicted model, not a curated record.